This is a messenger RNA of Sesamum indicum (sesame), 1892 nucleotides long. RefSeq names its product tricyclene synthase Oc15, chloroplastic. The record is from RefSeq and is a predicted model, not a curated record. Lineage: Eukaryota; Viridiplantae; Streptophyta; Magnoliopsida; Lamiales; Pedaliaceae. Gene Ontology annotation, molecular function: magnesium ion binding; terpene synthase activity. Gene Ontology annotation, biological process: terpenoid biosynthetic process.
AAUACCAUCUUUCAAGAAAAAGAAAAGUUGUGUCAUGGCAUCUUGGGUUAAUGGCUUCUCACGUUCCUUCCUCCCUUGUUCUUUGGAAAAUCGUCCAGGACUUGCAAAAAUUGGAAAAAGGGAACCUGUUCCCGUUGUUUCCUUUAAUGGCGCUAGAAAACAGAAAUGGAACAUCAACGUCCGAGGCGUUGCACAAACUUCCGGACCCUCCAGGCUCCAUCAGGAUUGUCCGGAUAACUUUGCCAUCGAAUACGAGGAAAAGAUAGAUGAAAUUAGGCAGUUAUUGCGAUCAAAGGGAGAAGAUGAUCCGUCGGAGAGUUUGGUUUUGGUGGAUGCCAUCCAGAGGGGAGGACUCAGUUCUUACUACGAGGAGGAGAUUGAAUCACUUAUUCAGAAACAUUACGUGGCAAGCUGCGCCUCCAUAUACGGAUACUACAGUCUACGUGAUGUUUCACUGCUUUUCCGUCUAUUAAGACAACAUGGACACUACAUUUCUCCAGAUGUAUUCAACAAUUUCAAAGGAAAGGAUGGGAGAUUCAGAAGAAACCUGAGCCAAGACAUCAGAGGACUGAUGGAGUUGUAUGAAGUGGCACAACUGAGUUUCCAGGGAGAAUAUAUUCUUGAUGAAGCAGCAAGUUUUAGCGGCCACAUUCUCCGUGAAUAUUGCUUGGCGAAUGUGGACAACAACUUGUCUAGAAUGGUUACUGGUAAGUUGCGGUACCCUUACCACAAGACCAUACCAAGAUUGACAAGGAAAGACUUCCUUCAAGAUAUUGAAGGCAUCAACGGAUGGGGAAAGACUUUAAGGGAGCUGGCUCUUAUGGAUUUGCGCAAGGGACAAUCUGUAUUCCAAGGGGAAUUAGCCCAAGUUUCCAAGUGGUGGAAUGAAUUGGGCUUAGCUAAGAAGCUAAAGCUCGUGAGGAAUCAACUACCAAAAUGGUAUACUUGGUCGAUGUCAGUCCUAAUCGAUGAUUUCAGCUUGUCGCUGCAGAGGGUGGAGAUCACUAAAUCAACUGCUUUUAUUUACUUGAUAGAUGACAUCUUUGAUGUUGUUGGCACACUGAAUGAGCUGACCAUUUUCACCGAAGCAGUAAACAAAUGGGAAUAUGCUGCUGUUAACAUGUUGCCAGACUACAUGAAGAUGUGUUACAGGGCUCUUCUUGAUACCACAAACGACAUAGGCCGCGAGAUUUACAAAAGGCAUGGACACAACCCCAUUGACUCUCUAAAAACAUCGUGGGCAAGUUUGUGCAAUGCAUACCUAGUGGAAGCAAAAUGGUUUGCCUCUGGGGUUUCACCAACAGCAGACAUGCAUCUGGAAAAUGGGAAGGUGAGCACCGGAGUAUAUGUGGCGCUAGUCCACUUAUUCUUCCUCUUAGGUCUUGGCCGAACAGAUGGCGGCACAAUCAAUUUUCCUGAUAUAUCCCAACUCCUAUCCGAUGUUGCUACAAUUUUUCGUCUGUGUAAUGAUCUUGGGGGUGCCAAAGAUGGGAAUGAAGAUGGCACUGAUGGAUCAUACAUAGAUUUGUGUAUGAAAGACCAUCCAGGAGUAUCAGUGGCACAAGCACGAGAGCGAGUUGUUGAUGUAAUAGCAAGCCAAUGGAAAAGCCUUAACAAAGAGUGUUUCCGUCUGAAUCACUCUUCAGCAUCAUCUUUCAAAAAGGCUUCUCUUAAUCUUGCAAGGAUAGUUCCUCUCAUGUACGAUUAUGAUGACAACCAACGGCUGCCAGUUCUUGAGGAGUAUGUCAAGUUUACGUUGUUCAAUCAGACAAACACCAUCAUAUAACUCAAGCACUAAUACAAUUAAUUGUCUGAUUUUCAUUCCACAGAAUUUUGACAUGUUUCAAUUUUAAGUAGCAGUGAAAAUACUGAUACAAGUUGCAAAAUCUCGA